Molecule: messenger RNA, 1184 nt
Organism: Culicoides brevitarsis
Lineage: Eukaryota; Metazoa; Arthropoda; Insecta; Diptera; Ceratopogonidae
Gene: arg
Product: arginase-1
Exons: 2
Coding region: 80-1105 (341 amino acids)
Cellular component (GO): nucleus; cytoplasm; cytosol
Molecular function (GO): arginase activity; manganese ion binding
Source: RefSeq, a predicted model, not a curated record
UUAGUGCUGUUUGGUCUUGAAAUUUUGUUUUAUUUUUUUAUUGUGCUUGCGAAUUGAGGCCGGAGUUUGUUUAGUGACGAUGCUGUUUGCACUAUUUCUCAAUAAAAAUGUCGCGCGAAACUGCAAAGUGCUACAGAACACAAUGCGUCUUUACUCGGGAGUGGUUGACAAGAGGAAAGUUGGCGUUAUUGGCGUGCCUUUUUAUAAGGGACAACCAAACGCCGGCGUGGAUCUAGGCCCAAAAAUCUUGCGCGAAAAUGGAAAACUAAUCUCCGUAUUGCGUGAACAAACCAAACUCUUGGAAGUCAAAGACUACGGAGACAUCUCGUACGAGCCCAUCAACAUCAACAGUGGCGUUCGUAACCUCAAAAACCUACCAGAUGUCGCUGGCAUGAACAAAUCUCUUUCCGACAAGGUUUACCAAAUCUUGAGCGAAGGUCGCGUUUGCCUAACUCUCGGCGGAGAUCAUUCAAUGGGCAUCGGAACGGUCGAUGGUCAUUUGAGAUAUGAUCCCGACACUGUCGUCUUUUGGGUUGACGCUCAUGCGGAUUUGAACACGAACACGACGUCGCCCACGGGAAACAUUCACGGCAUGCCCCUGAGUUUCCUCCUGAAGGAAUUGACAAAUACGUGGUCUGAUGUCGCCGAAUUAAAAUCUUGGUUAACGGCGAAAUUGCCAUGCAAAAAUUUGGUUUAUGUCGCGUUGCGUGAUGUCGAUGCCGGUGAGCAGAAAUUCAUUGAGGACUUGGGAAUUCAAGCUUAUGGCAUGCGCGAAAUUGAUCGUUAUGGGAUCAGAAAUGUAAUGACGAUGGCGUUGGAGAAGGUAGAUCCGAUGCAAACGAAGCGCUUCCAUUGUUCGUUUGACAUUGAUUCGUUGGAUGCUCGUGAAGCGCCAUCUACCGGUACGAGAGUUCGUGGGGGAUUGACGUUGCGCGAAGGACUUCAAAUUGUCGAGCAGUUGUAUGAUACGGGACGAUUGGAUGCGCUUGACUUGACGGAAGUGAAUCCCGCGAUUGGAGACAAUACGGAUGUCGCGACGACCGUUAGAGCAGCAAUUGCUAUCAUUGCAGGGGGCGUUGGAGGCAACCGUUAUGCUUACAAAUGAGAAAUUUCAGUAAUAAAAGUGCUAUGAAACUGCUGUGAAAUGUAAUUUUUUGUUUUAAUUCGAAAAAUUUUUAAAAUUU